This is a messenger RNA of Puccinia triticina, 186 nucleotides long. RefSeq lists its product as uncharacterized. NCBI's taxonomy places the organism in Eukaryota, Fungi, Basidiomycota, Pucciniomycetes, Pucciniales, Pucciniaceae. Bases 1 to 186 code for a protein of 61 amino acids. The record is from RefSeq and is a predicted model, not a curated record. The transcript is spliced from 2 exons.
AUGUCAGCAAUCUCUAGGGCAAAAAACAUCAAUGUUGCUGAUGCUGCGCACACAGAGGAAACUAGGAUCCAGGAGGUAGAUAAAGCUGCCAAAAACACUCCCAAAGAACGUCGAAGGUCACCAUCCCCAGUAUCUCAAUCACAAUUGUCUACUCAGCAGCAAUCCAGCUCAGUUGCUGUUUUUUAA